Zea mays is the source of this 2624-nucleotide messenger RNA. Its product is annotated as zinc finger BED domain-containing protein RICESLEEPER 2-like. The record is from RefSeq and is a predicted model, not a curated record. Lineage: Eukaryota; Viridiplantae; Streptophyta; Magnoliopsida; Poales; Poaceae. The transcript has 3 exons. Gene Ontology annotation, molecular function: DNA binding; protein dimerization activity. The coding region runs from base 106 to 2310 and encodes 734 amino acids.
GCCAUCUCUGAAUUCCUCCACGCGAGUACGCGACGCACAGGACUACAGGACGCCAGGUCCAAGCUCCAGUUCGCCUGUCACUGUCAGGUUGCAACUUUUUAAGUGAUGGAAUCAGCCGUGGAAGGAAAGGGGAGGAAUGCAAGUGAUGGAACUGAUUCAGAAAGUAAUUCGUUUGACAAGAGGGAUGAUAUGUCUGAAGAUGAACUGGUAGUGCUUGGUGGAAAAAUUGAUGAUUCAGCGGACAAUGUCAAUAUUGAUGAUUCUGAGGACAAUGGAAGUAAAAAAGGAGUCAAGAGAAGGCGCAAGAGGGUGCAGAUGAAGGCUACAGCUGAAAGGAGCAAAAAGGCAAAAUCUAAAGUUUGGGAUGCCUUUACUAAGGUGGCUGUGCCGGAUACGACAGAGAAGGGGAAGAUGAUAUCAAAGGCAAAAUGUAACUAUUGUAAGAAGCUAUAUUCUUACAUACAAGGAUCAACAACAUCUCAUUUGUCAAGGCACAUGAGAAUUUGUGUCGUGUAUUUGAAGCAUGUGGCAAAGCAACAGGAUCAAUCUCUUCUAAAUUUUGCUCCAUCAACAGCAGGUGAAUCUGGAUCUGGCCUUCCUACUAUCACUUCUCCUAAAGAUUAUAACCAUGAGCAAGUAAAAAAACUAAUUGCUAAGAUGAUAAUAGUUCAUGAGUAUCCAUUUAGGAUGGUUGAGCAUACUUGGUUUAACAUUGUCAUGAGGUAUUUGAAUCCUUCAUAUGAGUUCAUUGGUAGGAAGACUAUAAGAGCUGAAUGUUUAAAGAUCUAUGAGUCUGAAAAAGAAUCACUAGCAAAAGUCCUUAAAGGUGUUGAGUACAUUUCCCUAACCACUGAUUUGUGGACAUCCAAUCAAACAUUAUCCUAUAUGUGUUUGGUUGCACACUACAUAGAUAAUGAUUGGAAGAUGCAAUGUCGUGUCCUGAAUUUUUUUGAAUUGGACCCCCCACACAAAGGGCCUGUUAUAGGACAAGCAGUAUAUGAAUGUGUUGCUGGCUGGAAAAUAGAGGAUAAAAUUGUUUCCAUGACUUUAGAUACUGCCUCAAACAAUGAUGGUGCUAUUCGAGGUUUGAGGGCCAGAUUUUCAGCUAGACAAGGAAGUGCUUUUGUUGCAAAAUAUUUCCAUAUCAGAUGUUGUGCACACAUAAUUAAUUUGGUUGUUAAGGAUGGGACUGCUGCAUUGGAUUCUUUAAUAAGCAAUCUAAGAUCUACUGUCAAGUAUAUUAAAAAAUCUCCUUCUCGCCUGCAUAAGUUUGUGGAGAUUUGUAGAUCCCUAGCUUUGAAAAUUGGAGAAGGGUUGAGUCUUGAUGUGUCAACUAGAUGGAGUUCAACUUACAAGAUGUUGCAUACUUGUAUAGCUUAUAAAGAAGCCAUUGAAACAUAUGCUGAUGCAGAUUUAAACUAUAAAUGGGAACCUACAGCUGAAGAGUGGGAUUUGGUUAUUGCAAUUGAACCAAUUCUUGCAUCUUUAGCUAAAGUUACCACUGCAUUGUCUGCUUCUUCAUAUCCUACUGCGAAUCUAUUCUAUCCUCACAUUGUGGAUAUAAAAAUUGCAUUGAGGGCAGCAAUGGUCUCCAAUAAUUUGAAUUUGAGAACAAUGGGUAAUGCUAUGAUGGAAAAGUUUAACAAGUAUUGGGAAGAAAAGAAUAAUGUUAUGGUGAUUGCUACUAUUCUUGAUCCAAGGUAUAAAAUGAGAUUUAUUGAGUGGUGGUUCAAUAAGAUAUUUGAUGAACAUCAAGUUUUGUUUGAAUUAGAAGAUGUUCGUAGUGAGUUAGAAAAACUUUAUGGGGAUUUUGAGGUGCAGCAUAGAGAGAGAAAAGAGUCUCAAAGCAAAUCUAAUGCUUCCUCAUCUUUGAGUAUUGAAAGAUCAUGUAGUUUGCCAUCCGCUUCAUGUCAAUUUCAGUCUUUCUUGUCAUCAACUCAGUCUAACCCAUCAAAGAGCGAGUUGCUUAUCUAUUUGGAGGAGACUAAUGUGUGUUUAUCGGACAAAGAGUUUGAUUUGCUGAAUUGGUGGAAGGUUAAUUCACAUAGAUUUCCAGUGGUGUCGAGAAUGGCAAAGAAAUUCCUAACUAUACCGGCGACAUCAGUGUCUUCGGAGUCUACUUUUAGCACGGGAGGUAGAACUCUUGAUGAUUAUCGUAGUUCUCUAAGGCCUUCAAUGGUGGAGGCAUUGGUAUGCUCUUCUAGCUGGAUCCGAGGAACACAUGAUGGAAGCAUGAUAUAUGUGGAAGAAGAUGAUGAGGACAAUGUUGAGAACAUUCUGUUUCCAAAAAGCUUGGUGGAAAGCAACUAGUAAGAGAUCUGAAUUCUAAUACUCUUUGUUAGAAUAUAGGGGAAACAUGAAUUAUUUAGUGCUAUUUGUAAACUAAUUAGAAUUGCCUUCACAGAAUUUGGAAGAAUUGGAUGGAGACAAGUAGACAACUAUAAGACAAGCUAAGCUAAGGAGUAAGGACGUCAAGAGUCAAGACUCAAGAGAAAAGAUGCAUCAUUUGAAUUAAUUUUGUCGUUGAAACUUUGAGAUACUGAAUAUUUUGAGCUUAUCAAUGGAUUAUGCAUUGCUCUUGUAUACUUUGAGAUACUGCUGCUGGUUUAAAAUGUCUUAUUGUA